Messenger RNA from Laccaria bicolor S238N-H82, 1254 nucleotides. RefSeq lists its product as uncharacterized. The coding region runs from base 1 to 1254 and encodes 417 amino acids. NCBI's taxonomy places the organism in Eukaryota, Fungi, Basidiomycota, Agaricomycetes, Agaricales, Hydnangiaceae. Gene Ontology annotation, molecular function: zinc ion binding; nucleic acid binding. The transcript has 3 exons. The record is from RefSeq and is a predicted model, not a curated record.
AUGCCAGAUAAUACCCAAGAUGAAGCUCCUGCCACUGGAGGCAGAAGAUCGUCUAGACCGAUGCCAUUGCCAGGCUCUCGAGGAGCCCCUAACUUUGACAAGGAAAAACCCAUUGAAAUGUUGAGAUUCAUUGACCAAAUGGAGGACUUGUUCAAAGAGCAUGGUAUCGAUGAUGAUCAAGAAAAGAAGAAACAGUUAGGAAGGUAUACGGACCAGAUGACGGAAUUUGAAUGGCAAGCAUUUGACACGUUUGCUCCCGAAAUUGAAUACAAGGAGUUUAAACAGGCGUUGAUCGAUGACUAUCCAGAGGCAAAGAAUGCUGGAAAAGGAACACUAGCAAAUUUGAGAAAAAUUUGUAAUGACCAUCAGCGCAUUGAUAUUGAUGACAUUGUUGCACUUAAAAGCCUCACUAGAGGUUUCCGGGCAGAACAAAAAUUACUCUUGGUGCCACCUGCCUUGGACGUGCACAAGGGAUUAGCUCUUCAAGUGAUAACCGGUGUUAAGCUAGAAGAUGAUAUCCGAGAAUUAAACCAGAAAGUGGCGUUACUCAUGGAUAAAAUUACAUCGAGUGAAAAAGCACAGAUGAGCGCUUUCCAAGCGUCUAGACAAGAAAUGAACAAAUUAACUGAGAUGUUAAUGACCCAGCAUGUUACCUCGGCACCCACCAUGAGGCAGACACAGCCUACUUGGAGAAUGGGUUCAGAUGGAUGCUGGUACUGUGAAGAAACGGGGCAUUUCGCAAUGAAUUGUCCUCAUAGGGAAGAACAUAUUAGAACGGGAAAAAUUAAAAUGUCCGGUCAUAAGAUGUUUUUCGCGCUCACAGGACAACCAGUACCUAGAGGGACAAAUGGGAAGUCUGCUAAAAUGAUUGUUGAGGAAGCUAGCAAUAAAGAUAUGAUGGCGCAAAGCAAUAUGUUUGCAUCGCCUGGAGAAAUUUACACACAGAACAGCGGAGAGCCAGGUAUCAUCCAGUUGGGAAUAGAUGCUCGAGUUAAAUCAGUAUACACCAACCAGAUUAGAGAUUCGAGAGAUGAUCUUUUAGAUAAAAUGGCUACUCGAAUUGAUACGCUGUUGGGUAAUAAAGUGCCGGCACAGGUGGCACGUCCAUCGGCACAAGAAGUUGACAUAGUUAACAAUAUGAAAAACAUUCUGUCAUAUUUUGAGGAACAGCAAGGUCAAGGUCAAGAAGCUGCAAGUUAUGUAGCUACUAGACGCAGUCAAGCUGAUACUCAGGGACAGCAGGGUUUCUCGUAG